Oenanthe melanoleuca is the source of this 2574-nucleotide messenger RNA. RefSeq names its product metallophosphoesterase domain containing 2 (gene MPPED2). The transcript is spliced from 7 exons. Lineage: Eukaryota; Metazoa; Chordata; Aves; Passeriformes; Muscicapidae. Gene Ontology annotation, molecular function: hydrolase activity. The record is from RefSeq and is a predicted model, not a curated record. The coding region runs from base 374 to 1258 and encodes 294 amino acids.
GCGUGUCUGUGUGCGAGCAGCGCCGUGGCCGCCGCGUUUCCUGGUGCCUGCUCCCUGACCCCAGUGGCAGCCCCGCUCACUGCACCGCCCCGCCGCCGCAGCCCAGCCGAGCCCAGCCGAGCCCAGCCGAGCCCAGCGGAGCCAGCGCCGCCGCCGGAGCCGCCGGGGGUCGGGCGCAGGCUCUGCCCCGGCCGCGCCCCCGCAGCCCCAUGGAGCGGCCCCGCUGAGCGCGUCCCCGAGCCGCCCGCAGCGGCAGCGGCAGCGGCGGAGGGAAGAGGUCACGGAGUUGAUGCGGAGCUGCCCGGAGCACAAUGCCCUUCCCUGCCCCUGGCCUUGGCAAGUGGUGAGCCGCUCAUGUCCAUAAGGAGGAAGGAUGGCUCAUGGAAUUCCCUCACAAGGCAAAGUUACCAUCGCGGUGGAUGAGUACAGCUCCAACCCAACGCAGGCGUUCACGCACUACAACAUCAACCAGAGCCGCUUCCAGCCUCCACACGUGCACAUGGUGGACCCCAUCCCUUAUGACACCCCGAAACCCGCGGGCCACACGCGCUUCGUCUGCGUCUCGGACACGCACUCCAGGACGGACGGCAUCCAGAUGCCUUACGGGGACAUCCUGCUGCACACCGGCGACUUCACCGAGCUGGGGCUGCCCUCCGAGGUCAAGAAGUUCAAUGACUGGUUAGGAAACCUACCAUAUGAAUAUAAAAUAGUGAUUGCUGGGAAUCAUGAACUGACAUUUGAUAAGGAAUUCAUGGCAGACCUUGUUAAACAAGAUUACUACCGCUUUCCCUCCGUGUCCAAAUUGAAACCAGAGGACUUUGACAAUGUUCAGUCACUGCUGACAAAUAGUAUUUACCUACAAGAUUCAGAGGUGACAGUUAAAGGAUUCCGGAUAUAUGGUGCCCCGUGGACACCAUGGUUUAAUGGAUGGGGCUUUAAUCUACCCAGAGGUCAGUCUUUGCUAGACAAGUGGAACCUUAUUCCUGAGGGAAUUGAUAUACUAAUGACACAUGGACCUCCCCUUGGGUUUCGAGACUGGGUUCCCAAGGAGCUGCAGAGAGUGGGUUGUGUGGAGCUGCUGAACACGGUGCAGAGGAGAGUGAGGCCCAAACUCCAUGUCUUUGGUGGGAUCCAUGAAGGCUACGGCAUCAUGACCGACGGCUACACCACCUACAUCAACGCCUCCACCUGCACAGUCAGCUUCCAGCCCACCAACCCUCCCAUCAUCUUCGACCUUCCAACCCCUCAAGGAUCCUGAAGCACUACUGGGGAAGGUCUAUAAACUGCCAUUUUCUAAUUGCAAAACUUACAUUCAGUUCUGUGUUUAUUUCAAAAUAGGGGCUGGGGGGGGGGGUGAUUUUGUGGGGAGCUGGGGAUUUUGUUUCGGGGUGGGGUUUGGGGUUUUUUUUUUUUUUUGUUCUUUUUAUUUGUAAAUUGCUGGUGCAAAAGAAACGAGAAGAAAAGUUAGAGGUUGUGCUUUUUGGAAAUGCAGCAUUCGUUUUAAAUUGAUAAAGCGUUGUGAAUUUGUAAAAUGAAUUUUGUUUUUCAAUAAAUUUGCCAUUGUAAAUUGUUAUAGUAUUCUCGAAAGGACAGCCAAGCUUUCUUUUAAUAAGUGAGAGACCUUAUUUUAAUAUUAUAUUAUAAGCUAAAAAAUAGGCAGCAAUUAAAUACACCCAAAUUUGCACAACUUAUGUUAUUGUCGGGGUUUUUUAAGUGUCUCCUUUUUCCCUAGGUUUAAAUGUUAACUUUUUAUCUCCAUUUAUAUCAAAUUUUUUAGUAGCACAAACAAUGUUUUGGGGUCCAUUUACCUCUUGACAUGUGUGCAUGUACUUAAACUUGUUUCUGUUCAGAGUAGAAUGCAGCAAGGGGAGAACAGACUUCUCAGUCAUUUCUCUCUACCUGCUUUAUAAAGACUGAUCUAGAUAGCCACAGCCUGUAUGUGAUAUCUACCUUCUGUUGUUUCUUUUUUUAAAUUAUUUUAGCUUUAAAAGACUGGGGGUGAAAGCUGCAAAGAGCAGGUAUUUCAUGCAGUAAAAAAAAAAAAAAAAAAAAAAUUGUAAAUGCGGACUCCUUUUAAAUAUGAAUUUAUAUAUAUAUGUAUUUUUUGUGCAUUAUAACUAAGCUAGGAUUUAAUAUUGCCAGUAUAGCAUCUGCAAAAUUAUGCUGUACAGCACAUCUAAAUUAUGAAGGAUGUGACACAUUUUUCCAAGUGCUCAAGGCCUUCAAGAGCCUGAGUUAAAUCUUUGUUGUAGUUCAGGCAUGUAUAGAAUCAAAUGGAUACAAUCAAGCCUAAAUAAAAUAAGGCUUAGUUGUCCUUUAUAUUUAAAUAUCCUUCUUGUCUUUUUUAUUUCCUUUUUCUUAUUUUGCACUGUGUGUAAAUGCAAUCUCACUAGCACAAAAUAUUGUUGAAGAUAGUUAUUUCUGUUCCACCACUGUAAAUGCUAUUGAGCUUUGUUCUGUUUUAUGUUACCUUGUUAAUGGAAUUUAGAAAAGCAGUUGUUUCUUUUAAAUUUAUUGUGAUAUUAUAUCUAGCGGCCUUUAUAUGCAAAUAAAAUUGCAAGAUUUUUAAAUAUG